AUGGGAUAUCCCCCAAACCCUCUAGACCGGUCACCCGAUAUGCCGCCAAAGUCGUGGGCGACGCCCGAGCAACUGCAAUUUUUCAAGGAGAGAAUUCAAGGCUUUCUCGCUGCGCAGAAGGCCAACAAGGUCUCGCAGUUUAUGACGGAGACGGAGAGCGAAUUCUUUGAGAAAUGGCCAGAGCUGACGAAGAUGUACGGGCCAGACGUUGCGCUAGACGACCUCACUGAGGAGCAGAUGACCAAAUACGGUGCCGCCCUGCAAAAGCGGAAGGAUCAAAUGCGCUCCAAAUUCUACAAUGACGCGUACGCGACGCGCCGCGACACGCCAAAGGCCCUGACGCUAGCGGCCCUCCUCCCGGCCGCCCCACCUCCAGCCAAACGCGCGCCGCAGCGUCUAGAAGCGUACUCAAAACUUUACUACCAAGACAAGGUGAAGGCCUCGGUCGCCGAUGCAACCAAGGACGAAGACGUUCCGGAGGCCCGAAACAUCAACAUAGUUCAUCGCGAACUAGCAUCGGCCUUCAGCCUGGAACCUCCGGAGGUUCAGGCCGAAGUCCAAAGUUACAUACAACAGCAGAAGGCAGCCAUCGAACUGGCCAAAAAGGCGGCGGCCACGAUGCCAUCACUCGCCAAUCGCACUCCGGAGGAAUACAAUAGCGCGAUCAAAGAACUACCUCAAUUUCUAGGACCACUACUCAAGGUGGCUUCGGAGUUGACGGGCCUCUCCAUCAGUUGUUACGGGGGAGGGCCCUGGCCGGAGGAAGGUGGGGCGCUGCAGACCUUCAGCUUCCAUAUCGGCAAGACGGCAGCUGGCCACGAUUUUGCUGCUACAUAUGCAGGCCACGAGAAGUAUGUGAUGCAACCCUUCGGGAAGUUCCUUAAUGCGAAAUAUCCCCCCGCUGAACGUGACGACCCAGCCCGCGGCCCCAGUACUAUCCCCCUAGCUCCUCCUGCUGAUAUUGUCCCCGCUCCCGCUGUUGUCCCUCCUGCGGCCGACAUCACCGCGCCUCGUUCUGAGGUCGUCUCUACGGCCGCCGACGUCGCGGUUCCUCCUGGCCAAGUCGUGGCUCCUUCUCCUGUUGCCGAGUCGAUGGGGACCAUGUCCGUGGUGCCUGAACCAAACGCGCCCGAGCUUGUGCUGCUAUCAGGUGGCGCAGGUGCCGGCAUUCUCCCAGCGUCUGAUUCCUCAACCCCUGGGCUCGAGAACAUCGACAUCAGCUUCAUGCCCAUCCCCGUCGUUCUUCCGACCACGCUGAUGACAUCCGCGAUGGGCUCGAGCACCUUGGCCGCCGACGAUGACAUCUUUACGGCCGAGAACAUUGCACGUUACCUGCCCGCACCCACCAUCAACAACGUCGUCUUCCCGGAGUUCAAUCCCUUACCUUCUACUGUGCACCCGCCACCUGCUCUUCCGUUUGACCCAUCACUGUGGCUACCCUCGCAAUCUUCGAACGUGUCCUACAUGGACAAGCCGAAUACCAUUGAUGUCCAGGACCCUCUCGCGUCUUUCCCGUUCCCACCGGACACAUCGUCGACAUUCGAGUCUGCGAGUGCCUCAAGCACAGCGUUCACCUUCAACUUUGACUCGAUCGGUGUGCCAUCACAGCCCACCGCCCAACCCUCUGUCUCUAUGUCCGUGGCGCCUGCCUCGGCCGUGAACGCACAGGAUGGUUCCUUGCGUGAAGACACUUCCACCUCGACACCAGAGCUCACGCCGCCGCUGGCUGCGACCGCGUCGGUGACCUCCCCGCCGGCGACACCCACGUCUACCUCGGUCGCUGCUAUGUCUGAGUCGAUGCCAUCGCCUGAAGCAAUGUCGGUAUCGAUGUCUACGGCUACACCAGUAAUUACUGUGUCCGCCACGCCCGACCAAACGUCUUCGCGUAGCCCAUUAACGGAUGCGAUGCAGCAGUCUACUCAUGGGGGACGACCGCGCCGAGACCGGACAGCUCCCAAGCCUGCGGACGCUGAUUGGCAGCCGCCCAGUGCGCGCGGCAAGGAGAGUCACGGCCCUGCGACAGCUGUAAAGGUGGGAAAGCAAAAGGCAAAUGAAGCUCUGGCUGAGAAGGCCUCGAAGCGUCCACGUACAGUCUGA
Fomitopsis serialis is the source of this 2097-nucleotide messenger RNA. RefSeq lists its product as uncharacterized. The record is from RefSeq and is a predicted model, not a curated record. Bases 1 to 2097 code for a protein of 698 amino acids. The transcript has 8 exons. Lineage: Eukaryota; Fungi; Basidiomycota; Agaricomycetes; Polyporales; Fomitopsidaceae.